GUAGCAACCAAUAGUCUUUGUGCAAGGGUGGGACCGCGCAAACCCCUUUCCGCCCGUAUUAUACCAAUCAUUUUCCUUGAACCCUAUGUGAUUGGCAGGCACUCAGACCAGUAGUGAUUAAAAAGCCUUAAAGCCUGCCCAAUUAUCGUGGGCAGGAGGCGGUUUCUCGUUUGUUGGGGUGUGUGUAUGUGUGUUUGGGUGUACUGAGGGGGUACGCGGGGGCGAAAUAGAAUCGGCCAUGGCCGCAGCAGAGGAGGAGGACGGGGGCCCCGAAGGGCCAAACCGCGAGCGGGGCGGGGCAGGCGCGACCUUCGAAUGUAAUAUAUGUCUGGAGACUGCUCGGGAAGCUGUGGUCAGUGUGUGUGGCCACCUGUACUGUUGGCCCUGUCUUCAUCAGUGGCUGGAGACACGACCUGAGCGGCAAGAGUGCCCAGUGUGUAAAGCUGGGAUCAGCAGAGAGAAGGUUGUCCCACUUUAUGGGCGAGGGAGCCAGAAGCCCCAGGAUCCCAGACUGAAAACUCCACCCCGCCCUCAGGGCCAGCGACCAGCUCCAGAGAGCAGAGGGGGAUUCCAGCCAUUUGGUGAUACUGGAGGCUUUCACUUCUCAUUUGGUGUUGGUGCUUUUCCCUUUGGCUUUUUCACCACCGUCUUCAAUACCCAUGAGCCUUUCCGUCGAGGCACAGGUGUGGAUCUGGGACAGGGCCGCACGGCCUCCAGCUGGCAGGACUCCCUCUUUCUGUUUCUCGCCAUCUUCUUCUUUAUCUGGCUGCUCAGUAUUUGAGCUGUGCCUCCUUCCUGCCCACCUCCAGCCAGAGGAGAAUCAGUAUUGGGGGUCCCUCCUGACCCUCCUUACUCCUGGACCCCUUUCCCCCAGCCCCUCCACUUCUGUUGCCUAAGGCCCAACCAGCCACUCUCAAGGAGGGCACAGGGAGGAAAAGUGGUAUCUGGACACAGGAUGGGAGAGCCUUCUGCUCUGAACUGCUCACUCAUUCUAACUCCUGGCCCUGAGGAAGGCAGACAGACUGAGGAGAAUGUCUGUUUAUCCUCUCUCCUAACCCUUUGCUUUCCCCCAGAUUUCUAGAUUUCAUGCUGAAAGGUGAGCAGGGUUCCUUCUGACUCUCUCCCACUCCCCACUUGUUAAUUUAAUUUUUCUCUCCCCAGUGUUUAGUAUGGGUUCUGACUCUAAAUGCUUCCUCCCACUCACGACCUCCUUUAUUACAAAUUAAAUAAAAAAAGGUGAAAUGUA
Messenger RNA from Trichechus manatus latirostris (Florida manatee), 1246 nucleotides. RefSeq names its product ring finger protein 5 (gene RNF5). Gene Ontology annotation, cellular component: endoplasmic reticulum. Gene Ontology annotation, biological process: ubiquitin-dependent protein catabolic process. The record is from RefSeq and is a predicted model, not a curated record. The transcript is spliced from 6 exons. Lineage: Eukaryota; Metazoa; Chordata; Mammalia; Sirenia; Trichechidae. Gene Ontology annotation, molecular function: ubiquitin protein ligase activity; ubiquitin-like protein conjugating enzyme binding. Bases 239 to 781 code for a protein of 180 amino acids.